This is a messenger RNA of Acanthosepion pharaonis, 2973 nucleotides long. The record is from the annotation of a GenBank genome assembly. Lineage: Eukaryota; Metazoa; Mollusca; Cephalopoda; Sepiida; Sepiidae.
AUGUCACCUCUACUUUCUCCAAGUCCAAUUCACUCUCUUGGUGGCUCAACUGAAUCAUUACCAUCUACUUUAGAAAAGACUAUCAAAAUCAGAAAAGGACAAGAGCAACUCGGAAUCACUGUAGAUGCUAUUGACAAAGGUGUAAAUGGCUGUGUUGUUAAAUCUAUAUCACCAAAUGGUGCUAUUGGGAGAGAUGGCCGCAUUGCUGUUGGAGAUUACAUUGUAUCAAUCAACAAUGAAAGUAUGCGACGAAUUACAAAUGCUCAGUCACGUGCAAUUCUAAGACGGGCUUCAUUACUUGGAAUUGACAUCAAUAUUACAUAUAUCACAAGUAGUGAUGCUACAACCCAUAAAGAAACUGCUGGUAGCCGCACACAAGAAUUUAGCCCAACACAUUCUGCAAUGCCUUCACCUAACUCUAAUCUAUCUCCAAUACAUCUUCAUGGAGCUACAGAUGGGCGUCACUCUGCACACACUUCCCCUCUACAUAGUCCUCUGCAUCUGAUCAAGGACAAGUCAGCAAGUGCUCCAGCAUCACCAGCAGUGAUGAUAGGCAGUAAAGGCCCAGGGCGUCAAAUCACUCUGUCAUGUGAUGGAUCACCAGCUACUGGUGAUCAUACUUGGGGACCUCCAAGAAUUGUAAUAUUGGAAAGAGAACCAGGAAAGAGCCUUGGGAUCAGUAUUGUUGGUGGCAAGAUCAAUGUAUCACAUACCUCACCUGAACAAAUGAUGUCCGGUAUUUUCAUUAAAGUUGUGAUGAAAGAUAGCCCUGCUGGCAGGGAUGGAACCUUAAAAACUGGAGAUAGAAUAUUGGAAGUAAAUAACAAAGAUUUGCGGACAGCAUCUCAUGAUGAAGCUGUGGAAAUUAUUCGGAAUGCUACAAACCCUGUUCACUUCUUAGUACAAAGCUUAACUGAUGCUUCUUGUGACUCCCAGCUGGAUGAUAAAGUGUUUCAAGAUGAAGAUAUUGAAAUUCAGACCUGUGAUGAAUAUGGAUAUUCUUUAAAAAAACUCCAGUACAAGUAUGGUGAUCUAAAUGGAGAUAUUGUAUUGGUUGACUUGAAUCGUGGCAACAAUGGAUUGGGAAUUAGUUUGGCUGGAAACAAAGAUCGAAGUAAAAUGAGUGUUUAUAUUUCCUUGAGUACAGCCAGAAAAAAACUUUUAAUUCACAAUUUACAAGUUGGAGAUGAACUACUUGAGGUGAAUGGACAAGUUCUAUAUGGUAGAAGCCAUCUGAAUGCUUCAGCUAUUAUAAAAGGACUUACCCAGCCAAUUCUUAAAGUUGUUUUACUUAGGUCAGAAAAUUACCUGGAGCACAUGGCAGUAAAACCCUUAAAAUUAUUACCUGCAACAUCAGAAGAACAAAAUGAAUCAUUUCAACAUGAAGAUAACAUCCACUCAGUUCAAGGGCCAUCACAUAUUGAGAUUAGGGUCCCAACAGAGGAAACUUCCCCAGCUAUGCUUCUUCAAGAUGCUAUUCAAGUUGUUAUAGUAAACAAGGGACCUUCUGGCUUUGGAUUUACAACAACAGAAGAUAAAACAAAAACUGGAAUAUAUAUAAAAUCAAUAAUUCCAGGGAGUGAUGUUUCUCAAGGAAAUCUAUUGAGUGCUGGAGAUAAAAUUUUGGAAAUAGACAGAUACACUUUGGAAAAUGUUGAUUAUGGCAAAGCAGUGGAUAUAUUGAAAAGAACACAAGGAAAAGUAAAAUUAAAAGUUCAAAAACAGCGAUUAUACCAGAAAAAUGAAGUUUCUGUAAAUCUUGGUGAUGUUGGAGGUGAUUCUACUACUGACCCCAUUUCCUCUGCUCAAAAAGUAUCAGGUCCAGUUUCUGAACCUUUAACCUGUCCUAUUGUCCCAGGGACUGAAACCUAUCUUGAAAUUGAUAAAGGUCGAUCUGGUCUUGGAUUGAGUAUUGUUGGUGGUGCUGACACAUUAUUGGGAUCAAUUAUCAUCCAUGAAGUAUAUGCUGAUGGUGCAGCUCAUCGAGAUGGCAGACUGAUGGCUGGGGACCAGAUUCUUAUGGUAAAUGAUGAAAACUUAAAAGAUGCCACACAUGAAAGAGCCAUUCAGAUUCUUCGGCAGACUCCAACUAUAGUGAAAAUGGUUGUAUACAGAGAUGAUCAAUUAACAAAAGAAGAAGAUAUUUAUGAUAUCUUUACUGUGGAAUUGGUUAAAAAGCCUGGUAAAGGACUUGGACUUAGCAUUGUUGGCAAACGGAAUGAUGUUGGUGUUUAUAUCUCAGAUAUUGUCCGAGGUGGUGUUUCAGAAGCAGAUGGCCGACUCAUGCAAGGUGACCAAAUAUUGUCGGUGAAUGAUGAGGAUAUGAGACGAGCAACUCAAGAUCAUGCAGCAGCAGUUUUGAAGACACUCAUGGGAAAAGUUGUGUUGACCAUUGGCCGAUUAAAAGCAAGUUCUCGAUCAUCAUCACAUCACAAUUCUAGCUCAGGAGGCCUUCGCAAAUCUGAGUCUCAUACUAGUGGCAAGUCCAAGGGGAAACAUAGCAGAGUGUCUAGUGAAGAUAUUUCUCAUGUGCGCAUUGUAGAAGUGGCUCAUGAUGCUAGAGGCUCUCUGGGUCUCAGUAUUGCUGGAGGUGUGGGAAGUACACUGGGAGAUACACCAGUGGUCAUAACAAAUCUUCAUCCUGGGGGUCCUGCAUCACAAACUGAGAAGUUAAAGAUUGGUGACCAAAUAUUGGCUGUUAAUGAAAUGUCCACUAAAGAUUUGACCCACACUGAAGUGGUUGCAAUGUUGAAAGAUACAUCAGCAUCAGUCAUACUUACUGUCACACAUGGCCGAAGCAAGGAUAGACUAAGAGUCCCAGAGAAAAAAAUUCAUUUACAGAGUAUUAUUUCAUAUUUCCUGCCAUCGUUCAGAGGAAUAUGCUGCUGUGAUGGUAGAAUAAAAACAAUUUUCUUUUUUACCACAAAAUGUUCGGUUUUCUUUCCAUCUAUUUGCACUACUAAAAACAAGUAA